AUGACAUAUGUGCACACUGGAGAAAGACCACUCUCGUAUGCAGAAGCGAUCUUGGUCCGUGGUGGAUGCCCAUAUCAAGCUUUAGCGACUGCUACCGACAGAUCUGAGACGGUAAUGUUGGUUUGUUCUGUGUGUCAUGCUGACAACACCUUCCCCUUCGAUCAGGGAAUCGAUCAAGCUAUCUGA
Molecule: messenger RNA, 186 nt
Organism: Botrytis fragariae
Lineage: Eukaryota; Fungi; Ascomycota; Leotiomycetes; Helotiales; Sclerotiniaceae
Exons: 3
Coding region: 1-186 (61 amino acids)
Source: RefSeq, a predicted model, not a curated record